Molecule: messenger RNA, 2205 nt
Organism: Quercus lobata
Lineage: Eukaryota; Viridiplantae; Streptophyta; Magnoliopsida; Fagales; Fagaceae
Exons: 1
Coding region: 1-2205 (734 amino acids)
Molecular function (GO): nucleic acid binding; RNA-DNA hybrid ribonuclease activity
Source: RefSeq, a predicted model, not a curated record
AUGGGCUUUGCUAAAAAAUGGGUGGACCUGAUUAUGAAUUGCAUCUCUUCUGUGUCCUAUUCAGUUAUUAUCAAUAGUGAGGCUUGUGGAAACAUUACCCCCACAAGAGGCAUAAGGCAGGGGGAUCCCCUUUCCCCCUACCUCUUUCUUCUUUGUGCUGAAGGCCUCUCCGCUCUCUUUCACAAAGCUGCUCGGGACAAGCAAAUAAAUGGAAUUGCUAUCGGCAGGGGCUGCCCUUCCCUUACUCACCUCUUUUUCGCUGACGAUAGCCUCUUUUUUUGCAAAGCAUCGGUCCAAGAAUGUCAGCAUCUUGUUAACAUCCUCAGCCGCUAUGAAGCGGCCUCGGGGCAAAAAAUCAAUACUGACAAGUCUUCCGUCUUUUUCAGCCCAAACACCCCGCAAGAGAGAAAGGAAUGCAUUUUAAAUAUCCUUGGACCAAUGCAAGACUCCAGGCACUAUAAAUACUUGGGGCUCCCCUCCAUCAUUGGCAAAUCUAAGGCUUUGGUGUUUGCGGAAGUUAAGGAAAGGGUGGCGAAAAAGCUGGCUGGUUGGAAGGGAAAGCUCCUUUCAAUUGGGGAGAGAGAGAUCCUUAUCAAGGCGGUUGCCCAAGCAGUGCCCACGUACACAAUGAGUUGCUUCCAACUCCUUAAGACACUUUGCAAAGACCUUGAAAAUUUGAUGAGGAAGGUUAGAAACAUCCAAGCUUUCAACCUUGCCAUGUUGGCUAAGCAAGGUUGGAGAAUCCUCACCAACCCAAACACUUUGAUGGCUCGGAUAUUUAAAGCCAAAUAUUUUCCCCAUGAUGAAGUCCUUAACUCCAAAAAAGGAAACAACCCCUCUUACGCUUGGCGAAGUAUUCAUAAUAGUCUUGAGGUGAUUAAGAGAGGCACUAGAUGGAGGGUGGGUAAUGGCCGUCGAAUUCAUAUUUGGGAGGAUAAGUGGCUGCCAACGCCCUCCUCUUUCAAAGUGAUUACGCCCCAAACUGAUUUUGACAACUAUCCUAUGGUAUCUUCCCUUAUUGAUAAUGAUACCAAAUGGUGGAAAGUAGAUUUGGUCAAGUCCAUGUUUUUGCCCUAUGAUGCUAGCAAGAUUUUAAAAAUUCCCCUUAAUUAUAAUCUCCCCGAAGACAACCUUAUUUGGAUUGGCAAUAAGCGGGGGGUCUUUACUGUCAAAAGCGCAUACCACAUUGCUUCUUCCCUUGUGGACUCAAAUGAGGUUAGGGAGUGUUCCUCAUCAAAUUCAAAAACGUUGCUGUGUAAAAGGAUUUGGAGUCAAAAAGUUCCUCAAAAACUCAAAAUUUUUGCUUGGCGUUUUUGUGUCAAUGGCCUUCCCACUAUGUUCAAUCUAAGUCACAGGGGUAUUCAUUGUUCAAGUUUCUGCCCUCUUUGCGACAUGGCUAUUGAAUCCACUGCCCAUACUCUCUUCCUUUGUGAUCAUGCUAAGCUAACCUGGACACAUUGGCACAAUUGUCCAGUUGAUGUUCUUCACUCAGCCAGAGAUCCUGUGGACAUUGUUCUAGACUUUAUUGAUAAAGGUUCCCCAAAUGACCUAGAACUUUUCUUUGCAGUGGCUUGGUCCAUCUGGUGGAACCGCAAUCAAGCUAUUUUUUAUGACUCUGGCACUCCUCCAGGGCAGGUUUGGGAGAUGGCAAAUAGAACACUGGGCGAGUACAAAGCUGCUUGCACCCUCCCUGUUUUUUCUCCGCCUCCUGCCCCAUCGGUUUGGCAAGCCCCUCCCCCGGGUUUCUACAAGGUUAAUGUUGACGGCGCUGCUUUUGAUGAUGAUAAACCUUCUUGUAUUGGUGUGGUGAUUCGCGACUGUAUGGGCUCUCUCAUUGCAGCGUCAAGCAAAGUCCUACAGGCGCCUUUCUCUGCAGAAACCACUGAAGCUUUGGCGCUGCAAGAAGGGGUGCUGUUUGCUUCAGUUUUGGGAAUCUCCCAUGUCCUUGUAGAGUCCGAUGCACUCUCAGUUAUUCAGGGUAUUUCUGGCUGUGAUACCGGCAGUGAUCAGGGGCACAUUAUUCAGAACAUCAAAGAUGUCUCCUCUUCCUUCACCUGGUGCUCUUUUCAGCAUUUGAAAAGGAGUGGCAACAGAGCAGCCCAUGAUUUAGCAAGAGCUGCCAGCUCCUCUGGUGUCUCCCGGAUUUGGAAGGGUAUGUGUCCAAGUUUUGUGAGGCAUGUAAUCUUAGAGGAUUGUGGCUUGUAA